AUGGCGAGUGAUCAUACUUUGGUUUUUGCGAUGCCAGCGUAUAUUCCCGACAAUCAGUCUUUGCCCCAACCUCGGGUGAUCAUGUCAUGCAUCGUCCGACGUCGCUAUAUUCAGUCUGAAGUAGGAGGAGGAACUGCAUUACCGCCUCGUGCCUCCGAUGGUGGCUUUUGGUACAGAGCUGAGUACCCGAGCGGACCGUUUGUGUCCCACGACAGAUCGCCAUCAUCGCAGUCGCGGGCGAUUGUGUCCUCCAUGUUGGACGACAUGCGGCUGCCCUUCCCAUUGGACCGGCUGCGAUGGCUCGACGUGAGUGCGGGGAUGCACGUGACCGAGAAGUAUCUGACUCGCGACGAGCUUGUGUCCGAGAUCGCGAGGGCCACGUCCCACGCAGUGAACGACACUUGCAGAGAGGGGCGCAAGAGGACGAAGAUGGUGGUGAGCAUUGUGCACAAGGUCACCAUCUCGGAGCACGAGAUGCGAGCCCGAUGGCGGAGGCUCCAGUGGCGGAUCUUGCAUUCGCGGAUCCUCGAAGAGGAGGAGAGAUGGCGGCGGCUACUUUCGGGGCAGCGAUCCACGCUUAAUCUAACGAGGCAAGAAGGAGCAGUCACAACCCCUGAUCGCAACACGGAGGGUGUGUUGCGGAUAAGGGUCAUGAGGGAGUCGGUGGACCAAGACAGGAUCAACUUCGGAGCCGCACAUAAGUCAAUGAUUGAAAGCUUGAACAAAGUGACGUUUGAGGGUGAUCAAGGCUCAAAUAGUUCGCAUUGUGUGAUUUGCAUGGAAGAAGUUGCGAUCGGAGGCCAACUUAUUCGCAUGGAUUGCUCUCAUAAAUUUCACACAGAUUGCAUCAAAACUUGGUUGAAGGUACACCCCACAUGCCCCCUAUGUCGGCGCCCCUUGUCCCCCUAG
Molecule: messenger RNA, 909 nt
Organism: Eucalyptus grandis
Lineage: Eukaryota; Viridiplantae; Streptophyta; Magnoliopsida; Myrtales; Myrtaceae
Product: E3 ubiquitin-protein ligase RNF8-like
Exons: 1
Coding region: 1-909 (302 amino acids)
Source: RefSeq, a predicted model, not a curated record